UAUGUUUCAAGAUCAUAUUGUGCAUGAUCAGGAGAUGGACUUCUUGGAUGCACUCAAAGAAGCUCUAAUUGUCCCUUACAAAAACAUCAACAUCAUCAUCUUCUGUUUGUUUUUUUUUACUUCCCUUACUCUGUUUUGUUUCUUGAGUUGAGAUAUGAAUAGAUGGUAAGUAUGAAUUAGAUUAAAUAUUGGAUGCCCUUGGGGAAGAAGUUAGAGUUGACAUAAGGCCCUUAUGCUUCCAACCUCCGCGUUGACUUUUAAUUUUUUUAUUCUAGUUUUUUUGUUUAUUUAUUUAGUUUUUUAAUUGUUAAUGGAGGUUGACUGUUGACAUAAGCUAUUCACUCUAUCUACGGAUCAAACGGAGUGACGUUUGAAGGAGCAAGGGAUUAAUCCGGUGAUUCCAAUCCAAGUACCACAAUGGAAAGGAUGCGUUUCCUUGGCACCUUUGGGAUCAUCAGAGAAGCCGUGCGAGUUGGAAUCAGAAACCCCAGCUUCAUUCCCCUGGCAACAAUCGUCUCGCUUCCUUUAUUUUGCAUCACGCUACUGCAUGAAUGGCUUCUCCAGCAUAUCCUGAUGGAAGCUUCUUUCUCUCCUCAGCUCAGCGAGCUUCCUCCCAACUCCAACGCUGUAACUAGAUUGACUCACAUGAUGUCUGGCACUGGCAGGGUUCUCCUACUGGCUCUCCUUUACUUGAUCCCCAUUCAAUUAUUGAACCUCCUCACUGCAGUCACUACCGUUUAUUCAGCUUCUGCGAUUCAUGCCGGAGCCAGAACACUAGGUUUACAAGAUAUGCUCCGUAAUUCGGUCGCCAAAACCAGGUGGAAAGGCCCUCUUGUUACCUACAUUUAUACCUUCCUCUUGUCCAAUUUGUCCUUGAUGGUGAUAGUGUUUUUCAUCCUAUUGGGCCCCUUACUGGUGUCAGGGAAUGUGCUCUUGCUUCUUGUUUCUAUGAUGGGUGUGAUUAUAGCCUUUGGAAUUUGGUUGGUGUUGAGCGCCUGGUGGAAUAUGGGUGUCGUUAUUUCAAUUUUAGAGGACAAGGGUUGUCUUCAAGCCUUGUCAACCUCACAAUACUUGAGCAAAGGCAAUAGAGUGCGUGGAUUUGUGUUGAUGCUCUUCAAUUUUAUUUGGUUAUAUGGCCUAUCCUUGUCAACCCUUCUUGUAAGAGGGAGUUUUUCCGGUAUGAUUGUACUUGCUUUUGUUCGUACAGGCUUGGGGUGUGUGAGAAAGGUCAUGAAAUGGGUAGUCUGCAUGGUUUACUACCAUGAUUGCAAGAGGCGCUGGAGGGAGAAGGUUGACAUGGAAGAAGGUAGAGAAGAUGAUCUCCUUUGCAAAGAUUUUUCUAAAAGAUAAUCUUAUGUAUUUUUCUUCAAGAUGUUACCUACAAUGAAUAACUUACAAUCUCUUAUUCCACAGUUCUAAGUGAUCUUCUUUAUCUCUCUCAAAUCAAAUCCGAAUUGACAAUAGGGAAGGCUUUUGAAAUUCUGAACAGCCAUCCAUGAUCCAUCCCACCAAUUCAAAUCACUGGCGGAUCAUAAAAGUUGCAGCGUGCCGCAGGAUAGUCCCUUGAAACUGGAUUUUUGAGAAACAUUAGGCACCAUGGG
Molecule: messenger RNA, 1601 nt
Organism: Vitis vinifera (wine grape)
Lineage: Eukaryota; Viridiplantae; Streptophyta; Magnoliopsida; Vitales; Vitaceae
Exons: 1
Coding region: 418-1350 (310 amino acids)
Source: RefSeq, a predicted model, not a curated record